This is a messenger RNA of Esox lucius (northern pike), 4409 nucleotides long. It is a transcript of the gene aebp1a, whose product is annotated as AE binding protein 1. Gene Ontology annotation, molecular function: zinc ion binding; RNA polymerase II transcription regulatory region sequence-specific DNA binding; metallocarboxypeptidase activity. The record is from RefSeq and is a predicted model, not a curated record. The transcript is spliced from 21 exons. The coding region runs from base 580 to 3867 and encodes 1095 amino acids. Gene Ontology annotation, biological process: proteolysis; negative regulation of transcription by RNA polymerase II. Lineage: Eukaryota; Metazoa; Chordata; Actinopteri; Esociformes; Esocidae.
AGGGGCUGGGGCCAAGAGGUGUGCUGUGUAACUCUGCCUCUGCCAGGAGGCUGACUCAGAACCCUGAGUCCACAGCUCCUCUCCUCUUCAUUCUGAGAAAACACCAGAUAGGAUUAUGGUGUGAACACGUGAACACCAACCCGGUGGCCACAGCUUUCCACACAUCAACAAUUUCUACAAACCUUUCUUCAGACACCUCGGCCUCUGGAAGGAAGCAACCAGAACAAAAUCUUUCCAAGCUCUCAGAGACUCUUCAAGACCCACUGACUGCGACUUCUUCAAGUGAAGACUGCUGGAUGGCCUUUUUUUUGCUUGUCUGUUGCAUGCCAAUUAGCUGACGUCUCGGUUGUCUCUGUGAGAAACUGCGGGUUGUCUGUUGCAUGUUCUUACCGAAACAAGAGGUGUGCCAUUUUGUCUGCAAUAUUGCUUUUGUGUUGUUAGUUCAGCCAGAGUGACGAAGGAAGCUUAUCUUGAACAACAGAUAAGGGUUUUUCGAAGGCUGGUGUUGGUAAAGUUUAAGGUCUGGUUCGAUCCCUUGGUCGGUCCAGUCCGGACCUGGUUUUGAGCAAUAAUAAGGCAAUGAGGGGUUCAGUGUUGGGUUUAUGGCUCUCUCUUGCCCUGUGCUGCUGGGUCUUCGGCUGGGCUGGAGGUGCAGGAGUCCAGACGCAAGUGACCCAGGCUAGACCUGCGGAGCAUGGGAGAGAGGAGGAGGACAAGAGGGAGGAGGUUAUGAUGGACGACCCUGGAAAGGAGGUGGUGGAGAGCAAACCAAAGAAGAAAAAAACCCCAGAGGAGGUGGAGGCAGCCAAGGCAAAGAAAGCUGCAGAGAAGGAAGCCAAAGCCAAGAAGCAGAAGGCACCAAAACCUACAAAGGCACCCAAAGCCCCAAAACCCUCGAAAAAGCCCAAAGCCACCAAAGCACCUAAGAAGCCAAAGGCCACCAAGGCACCCAAGGUCCCCAAGGCACCAAAAGCCACAAAGGCACCAAAAGUCUCCAAGGCACCCAAGGUCCCCAAGGCACCAAAAGCCACAAAGGCACCAAAAGUCUCCAAGGCACCCAAGGUUACGAAGCCCAAGGCCACAAAGGCCUCCAAGACGACAGCAGAGAAGAAGGAGGAGGUGAAGCCCGCCACCAGAAAACCUACACUGGAGGAAGAGGAGGAGAAACUGCUGAUUGAGCUGGGCUGGGACAGAUUAAUUCCACCUGUAACCUCAAAGGUGCCUCAAGAGCCAGACCAGGUAGACAGGAGACCCUCUACACCCACACCCACCUCUACUGGCUCCAAGACUCUGCCAGGGCAUGACCAAGACUACUGGGAUGCCAGGCCGGACAUACCGAGGACCACCACUGAAGUCAUCAUGUAUGUGCCAGAGGAAACCACUGUGCCACCCAUUCCCUGGUAUGAAGAAUAUGAUUAUGCAGACUUGGCUGCUAAGAAGCUAGAGGAGGAGGAGGAGAAAGCUCGAAAGGAGAAGGAGGAAAAAGCGAAGCGGCUGAAGAAGCAGUGGGAGGAGGAAGAGGAAGAGAGGCUGAAGCGGAUCCCAGUACAAGCCAAACCAAAGAAAUGCCCUCCCCUGGGUCUGGAGUCCCACCGUGUUGACGAUGACCAGCUGCUUGCCUCAUCUCAGUCUCACCACGGCUUCGCUGCUCAGAGAGGCAGGCUGAACAUGCAGAGCUCUGGUGAGGAGGAUGGUGUGUAUGGCGGUGCGUGGUGUGCCGAGCCAGAGGAGAAGAUCCAUUGGUUUGAGGUGGACGCACGCAAAGAAGUUGAGUUCAGUGGAGUUAUCGUACAGGGCAGGAACUCAGACACCGCGGAGGAUUUUGUGUCCACAUUCUACGUGUCGUUCAGUAACGACAGUCGUGAUUGGACGGUGCUUCAUGACGGCUAUGCUGAGUGGUUAUUCUAUGGGAAUGUGGACAGGGACACCCCCGUGAUGGUGGAGUUUGACUGGCCCGUCGUGGCGCGUUACAUUCGUAUCCUUCCCCAGAGCUGGAACGGCAGCCUGUGUCUCAGAGCUGAAGUCCUGGCCUGCCAACUGCCCAGCAGCGUCCGCAGUGAUAAUGAGGUCAACCCCACAGACGACCUGGACUUCAGACAUCAUAACUACAAGGAUAUGAGGCAGAUGAUGAAGGUGAUAAAUGAAGAGUGUCCUAAUAUCACUAGGAUCUAUAACAUUGGGAAGAGCUCUGCAGGCCUGAAGAUGUACGCCAUGGAAAUCUCUGACAACCCAGGAGAACAUGAGACAGGUGAGCCAGAGUUUCGCUACACAGCUGGUCUCCAUGGAAAUGAGGCCCUGGGGCGGGAGCUGCUUCUCCUGCUGAUGCAGUUUAUAUGUAAGGAAUACAACGAUGACAACCCCCGAGUGCGCCGCCUGGUGGAGGGAGUGAGAAUACACCUUGUUCCCUCACUGAACCCAGAUGCCUAUGAAUUGGCUUACGAGAUGGGCUCAGAGAUGGGGAACUGGGGCCUGGGCCACUGGACUGAGGAAGGAUAUGAUAUCUUCCAGAACUUUCCGGACAUCAACAGUGUUCUAUGGGGGGCAGAGGACAGGGGCUGGGUCCCACGCAUCGUACCCAAUCACCAUAUCCCUCUGCCAGAAAACUUCCUGAAUGGCUCCGUUGCCCUGGAGACCAAGGCCAUCAUUAACUGGAUGGAGCGGAAUCCAUUUGUGUUAGGAGCCAAUUUUCAGGGGGGAGAGAAAGUGGUGGCAUAUCCAUUCGACAUGCAGCGGCCUCCAAAGGCCGUAGUGGGGUCUCGACGCGGGCCGCGACCUGGGGUGGACUACGAGAUAAACGAGGAGACGUGGGCCAGGAUGCAGCGUCAGAGCGGGGAUGCGCUGUGGGAGACGGCGGAUGACACCAUGUUCCGCUGGCUGGCCAUGUCCUACGCCCACAGCCACCUGACCAUGACGGAAACCCAGCGGGGCUCCUGUCACACUGAUGACUUCACCGGGGGACUGGGAAUCAUCAACAGGGCCAGCUGGAAGCCUGUAGUGGGGAGUAUGAAUGACUUCAGCUAUCUGCACACUAACUGCUUUGAGCUGUCCAUCUUCCUGGGCUGUGACAAGUUCCCUCAUGAGAGCGAGUUGCCUUUGGAGUGGGAGAACAACCGAGAAGCCCUGCUAACCUUUAUCGAACAGGUGCAUCGUGGGAUUAAGGGCAUAGUGAGGGACACAGAGGGUAAACCUCUGGCCAAUGCCACCAUCUCUGUGGAAGGCAUCAAGCACGAUAUCAAGACUGCGGCAGCUGGUGACUACUGGCGGUUGCUGAACCCUGGGGAGUACCAUGUGACGGCUCGCGCCGACGGCCACACUCCCCAGACUCGGCUGUGUAUGGUGGGCUACGACUCUGGGGCGACCCCCUGCAGCUUCACCCUGGCCAAGUCCAACUGGGAUCGCAUCAAGCAGAUCAUGACCCUCCACGGCAAGAAGCCGAUACGACUAGUUACCAAGGCACCACCUCUAGCAGGAAGUGACGUCAGCGGUGGGGCAGCUGGCAGUGUAGACGCCACAAAGACAGGUACCGGUGGCGCUGGCAGGACGGGCAGCGCGUCGACCAACUUCAGGAAUCCCCAGCGUCUCCGUCGCUUACGGUUAAUGCGCCAGCGCAAGCUCCAACAGCAGAGACUCAAGGACAGUCUCUCCACCACCACCACCACCAGCACCACAGUUGCCACCACGACCACCACCCCAGCCCCCACAACUACGGUGGAGCUGGUGACAGAAAGCACCACUUCAUGGUAUGACUCAUGGUUCCCUGUGGAGAGUCUCAACACUGAGUCAACGCCAGAAGAGAUCCUUACAGAGAUCCAGGAGUCAGAGCCCACACAAGACUACAACUUUGAAUACAAGUUUGAUGAUUACUGAGUUUUCUUAGAAUUACAUUGAAUUCAAUAAAAGGAAUUAAGUAACAAAUUGGAGUUUAUAACUACCCAAUCGUAGAUAAGAUCUAUUAUUAAUACUGUGAGGAAUAAAAAAAGAAUGUCAUAUUCUGUGCAGAGCUGAAAGAUAAUAUUCUUAACGCACUUCGUAGUGAUAGAACACUUUUAUCUGUGCUCUUCUUCUAAUGUCAUGAUGGUUUUAAAUUGAUUAUGAUAUAUUUUUGUAAUGCUCACACAUAGAUCAGAGGAAAUGUCAUGUUAUCUCUCUGCAGAGCAGGGAGUAAAGUGCAUGUCAUUGGUAUUAUUUACUCAAGCAACUUAAUGUCUAGGAAAUAAGCAUUGACUUAAUAGGAUGCUUCAAAUGUUGUUUGAAACACAUUCUAUUUACUUCCUAAACAAUAUUGCUAAUAUCAGGGGGAUGGAACUAUAUAGUGUGUGUUCAUGUAUUUUCACAUUAAGGCAUUUUCUUAAAAUGUCUCAUGCAGUUUCUUUGUUGAUUUAGCUUACCUGUUUGAAUAAAGGUUAAUA